AUGUGCGUCGUGAUCGAAAACUAUACCAAACGCGUUGAAACUGGGCUCAGAAUGGACGAAGACGACUGGCAGGGAAAUCCCAACCAGGUCCAAAUACAGGACCUCAACCAGAAGCUCGCGGUGAAGGAGAUCGAGCUCAAGGAGAUGGAAGAGAGUAUUCGGCACCUCCAGAUGCGCAAGGAGAAGAUUAUGCAGGAGGCUGAGGAACUUAGACGAUCGCUGCGUGUUCUCAGGGCGCCCAUAACGAACAAAGGCAAAAGCAAGGCGCAACAGACCAUUAAUUACGCUGAAGACGAGUUCGACUGGUCUAAUGCGCUACAGUCUCGAAUGAAGAAGAUGUUCAAUAUUGAUAACUUUCGCCAUUGUCAAAGAGGGGUUUGCAAUGCGAACAUGGACAGAAGAGAUAUCGUCUGCGUUAUGCCGACAGGUGGAGGAAAGUCUCUGACAUACCAACUACCCGCUCUCCUCACCACGGGGUGUACAAUCGUCAUAUCCCCCUUGUUGGCUCUGAUCACCGACCAGGUUCUUCAUUUGCAAGAGCUGGGAAUUGCCGCUGCCAUGCUGACAGGUGAAACUCCGAGUGCAGAGAAGAAAGACGUGGUGCAACGGCUGAGGAACCUUGCAAACCCUCAGAAUAAAGGAGAAGAUCUCAAAUUCGUCUACGUCACUCCCGAGAAACUGGUGAAAGACAACUCCUUCAAGGGCCUUCUAACGAAACUUGCUGCGGCGGGAAGACUGGCGAGAUUCGUGAUCGAUGAGGCUCAUUGUGUCAGUCAGCUGGGACACGACUUUCGCCCCGACUACAAGGAACUCCAUAUUCUGCGGAAACUGUAUCCACAUGUCCCGAUCAUGGCGCUCUCUGCAACAUAUGCGAAUAUGGACGGGACCGUCUACUUUUCCUCACCGCUAUACCGCAAAAAUUUACAUUACAAGGUUGUGCCAAAACCCGCCACUUCAGCCGCCACAUAUCAAGCUAUCGUGGACUACAUCCUCGCUGAACACCCCAAUGAAACUGGCAUCAUUUAUUGCUUUUCUCAGAAGCUGGAAUACACGUCAUUCAAGGACACCGAGAAUUGCGCAGAGAAGGUCCAAGAGCUCAGCAACGGCAGAAUCCGCACUGGGUACUAUCACGCCAGACUUGACGCCCCAGCAAAGAUCAAGCUACACAGCGACUGGAGAGUGGGUCAUGUCAAGGUCGUCUGUGCAACCAUUGCGUUUGGUCUCGGAAUCGACAAGGGAGACAAAUCAGUCGACGGCUACUACCAGGAGUCCGGACGAGCCGGUCGAGAUGGGAAGGACUCGGACUGCGUGUUGUAUUACCGCCCUCAGGAUAGCGUGGCCGUGGGCUCUCUGGUAGGCAGUGCCGCCAACGGGAUCCAGAAACUACACGAAAUAAUCGACUUUGUCGACAACCUGGUCGAAUGCCGCAAGAUCCAAUUCGCAAACUAUUUCCGUCAUUCCGUGCAAAUGUCCAUCAGCUCGUGGUCGACAGCGGAGAAGGACGCGCUGGACCGGUGCGGGCAUUGCGACAACUGCCUGCGCGAUCCAGCCUCGAUCGAGAAGCGGGACGUGACGCUGGUGAGCUGGCAGAUACUCAAGAUUGUGCAGGAGAUGAAGAAGCUGGGGAAGAAGAUGACGUUGAGCCAGUUGGCGACGCUUGCGAGAGGUAAAGGGAAGAGUCAGGUGGAGGUGAAUACGGGGAGGGGGAGGAGGAAGACGAAGGAGGUUAUGGAUGUUGAUUUGGAUAGCGUGUGUGGCGGCCCGGCUCAGGAUAUAUCUGCGAAUGACAUUGAACGGGUCAUCGUCCGGCUCUUGCUCGAUGGGUAUCUCGAAGAGGAAUUCAAGGCCACGAGUUACUCCAUCAACGUGUACCUCACUCUCGGCCAGCUCAAGGGAGCUCUGGUCCAUACAAGACGCGAAGACAUCGAACGGGGCGCGAGUAGGACGAAAAUCGAGAUGACAUUUGUGAAACCGGAAACGAAGACACGCAAGUCGAAGACGAAGGCUACUAGUAAUACCACCGGCGAAACGGAUGGAAACGCGAAGAAAGGGUCGACUUUGAAAACGAAAACAACAGCCCAAGGUUCAAAUACGAAUGGAGGGGGAAAGCUAAGACAGACCCAGUUGCAGAUGCGAGUGGAAGAAGAAAGCGAACAGGAGGAGUAUAUUGAUAUUUAUGAAGGUCUGGAUGAGGAUGAGGAGAGUGAUGAAGCGUAUGGGGAAGACGAGGAAGAGCCUGCGCCGCCCACGCGAGCUGCCCAAUCACGGAAGCGAUCGCAUGGGCGAGGUGCUGUGGAGCCGGAGGUGAUAGAGGUGUUGGAUUCGGAUGAGAUCGUCAGUCCGAGCGAGAGCGAGGAGGAUGACGAGUGGCUGUUUAAUCAACGAGGCAAGCCGAAACCGCCACCGAAGAAGAUUCGCAAAGUCGAGAGCGGAUCGAGUGGAAUGCAAAAUGGGAGGUCGAAAGUGGGAAGUGGAGGUCGUGGUGGAAGACGGACGAUUCUGAGCGAUGUAGACGAGGACGAAAUCAUGGUGCUAUCUUCAGACUAG
Molecule: messenger RNA, 2547 nt
Organism: Coprinopsis cinerea okayama7#130
Lineage: Eukaryota; Fungi; Basidiomycota; Agaricomycetes; Agaricales; Psathyrellaceae
Product: ATP-dependent DNA helicase
Exons: 16
Coding region: 1-2547 (848 amino acids)
Biological process (GO): double-strand break repair via homologous recombination
Cellular component (GO): chromosome; cytoplasm
Molecular function (GO): ATP binding; nucleic acid binding; four-way junction helicase activity
Source: RefSeq, a predicted model, not a curated record